AUGGUCGACUACGCCAUGGCCAUCCACAAGUCGCUCCACCACGGGACCGAUGACUACGAGGUCCCCGAGGACAUGGUCGCGCGCUGCGCCGAGGUCGUCGCGCUCCAGGAGCCCCCCUCGCCGCUCGUCGCGUUCCUGCGGGAUCCGCAGCUCGUGCAGCUGCUCAGGCCCGACAAGCAGUACAACGCCCGCAUGCUCCAGGAGCCAUGA
This is a messenger RNA of Miscanthus lutarioriparius, 210 nucleotides long. The record is from the annotation of a GenBank genome assembly. Lineage: Eukaryota; Viridiplantae; Streptophyta; Magnoliopsida; Poales; Poaceae.